This is a messenger RNA of Seriola aureovittata, 1197 nucleotides long. Its product is annotated as trichohyalin-like. Lineage: Eukaryota; Metazoa; Chordata; Actinopteri; Carangiformes; Carangidae. Bases 148 to 1119 code for a protein of 323 amino acids. The transcript has a single exon. The record is from RefSeq and is a predicted model, not a curated record.
GUCAAGGAAUCACACACAUAUGAGUUUCAGACAAACGAGGCGACACACUGAGUGACUUCACCACAUAUGAACAUACAAAAGCCAAACUGAGAUCAACACUCUGAAAGACAAGUGUAAUUACUUGAAGAACUCUUGGUCUUAGAUAAGAUGGCAGCUAAGUGCGACAUGCAGGAAAAAAUUAACGAACUCUCCCAGCUGCUCCAGAAGGAAAAAGACUUGCGUGUCAGGGAGAAGCAGGGGGCCGCCAAGAGGGAGAAGGGCCUUCGUGCAGAGAUGAAGAGUGAGAAAGAAAGUCUUACCAACAAGAAUUUCAUUAAAACCCUGGCUGUGGAGAGGGAGAGGGACUCUUUACUGAAAGAGGUACAGAGUCUAAAAAUGGAUCUCAGUGAUAUCACUGAAGAGCACGAGGCUGAAAGGGCUGCAGAAAACAUCAGUAGAGAGCAAAGGGAUGAACUGCAACAAGAAGUCGAACAGCUUAAACUGCAGCUUCAUGAACAAAAAGACUUGCUUGUCAGGGAGCAGCAGAGGGCCACCGAAAGAGAGAAGGCCCUUCUAGCAGAGAUGGAGAGUGAGAAAGAAACUCUUACCAUCAAGAAUUUUAUUACAAUCAAUGCCCUAGAGAAGGAAAGGGACACUUUGCUGAAAGAGGUACAGAGUCUUAAAAAAGAUCUCGGUGAUAUCACUGAAGAGAACAAGGCUGAGAGGGCAGCAAAAAAGGUCAGUAGAGAGCAAAUGGAUGAACUGCAACAAGAAGUUGAUCAACUUAAAUUGCAGCUUCUGGGUGCUGAGAGGCAGCUCAGGGACUCUGAGCGGGAAAAAGAGCAGAACCAGAGGGAGCAGGACGAGCAGCAAGCUUCAGUUGUGCCUGAACUUGACACCUUGGAAGGGGAGAACGAGGCCUUAGUUGCUCAGACAGAAGAACUCAAAAUGAGCUGCAUAACUGCAGACGAUGAGAAAGGGGCUCGCCCAACGCCGACUUUCCCAACCACCUCAGAGGAGGAAAACAUUACUGUUGAAGACCUCCAGCCUGAAUCUUCCGGGGAGAAGAAGACCAAAAAACGUAAAGGGUGGAAGAAAUGUGUGCAUUAUGCCAAACCAUGGAAUUGGGUUAAAAAGUAGAAGUACUUUGGUAAUACGUCCACAUUUUGAGAAUAUGUCUGUUAAGAUUCUCAGUCAUCCAAGUCUCUGAGUGCUCCG